Molecule: messenger RNA, 3435 nt
Organism: Closterium sp. Yama58-4
Lineage: Eukaryota; Viridiplantae; Streptophyta; Zygnematophyceae; Desmidiales; Closteriaceae
Source: the annotation of a GenBank genome assembly
AUGUUCUUCGUGACUUAUAACGGGGAUACUCUGGUGCGGAGCGUGCAUACGGGAUGGACACCAGACAUGCGGGUGCUGUCGUAUAACUACGGAGCGCCUAUGACCGUCACUAUUCCGGACAUCGCCUGCUAUUAUCCCAAGCGAGACGUGGUCGUGCCGCCCCUGCUGACUCAGACCCACGUCAUCCCCCCGAAGCGCGCGCCCACCGCGGCUUCUGAGACUUCUCCCCCCGCCUCUGCGGCUGCUGCUUCUGCUGAUGCUGCUGAAUCUGCUUCUGCUGAUUCUGCUGUUGAUGAUGCUGAUGAUGCUGCUGCCUAUGGUGGUCGUACGAUCCGUGUGCUGAUGGUGACGUCAGCGAGCAGCAUUGCUGACGCGAGUAGCGACAGCAUCAAGGUUGAACGCAUGCACCACAACUAUGCGGUGGAGAAGUGGUUGAUCGAGCUAUACACGUCCCAUGCAGCAGCCAUCUACGGGUGGAAGGUGGUCUUCCGAGGCGACAGCGAGCAGGCUGGGGGCGCAAGACGCGAUCUAGAAUCCACGGGCCGUGGAGUUACCCCCACCUUCGCCGCCGCCGUUCCCGCUGCAGGUGACUCACAGCCUCUUCCUGUAGCCGCGACGAUCGGAUCCGUCGCCGCGUUUUCCGGCGGCGGGGCCGACGGCGCCGGUGCCGGGGCCAAUAAAGACGCCGCGUCAGCUGACGAUAGCAACCGUCCGUUUAUUUACGUGUACGACACGCAAUCGGCGUGGACGGAGGGGAUGAAAGGACUAAAAAAGGAGUGGUUUUCUGACCAAUACGAAGUGGAAUCGGUACUAACGGAGCUUCUUAUGCGGAGUAACGCGAUUCGAACAACAGAUCCCGAAAAGGCGACGCUGUUUUACGUGCCGUACUUCUCGUCGAACCACCUCGCGCACGUGAACAAGAAUGAGAAAAACAUGAUGGAUAAGGCUGUCGGGGAAGUUUCUAAGGCGUGGCACGAGAUUCUCACCAUGAUUCGCCGUGACUUCCCCUACUUCAACCGCACCAACGGCCGAGAUCACUUUGGCACGAGCACAUUCGAUCAGGGCCGUUGCCACGCGUUGACCUGGGUCAACCCGGAUCUGUACGGCGAGAUGUUCUUCGUGAUGCUCAACGGGGACCGCCUCGCGCGCACCAUCCACGCUUCUAAGGAGAGGAACCUGCAGAUCAUAGGCUACACCUACAACUCGACCGUGCAGCCGCAAUUUCCCGACAUUCCAUGUUACAUGCCCGACCGUGACAUUGUUGUUCCAGCCUUCAUUGGCAGUCAGCUGCCCAUGGUGUCGCCCUUCGCCAGCAACCGAACCAUGCGAGCCAUCUUCCGCUUCUCAGCCCAGCAAAACCACAAGGCGCCUCUCGUGCACCAGGGGCACGACCUGCGCCCCGAGCUGCUCAAAAUGUAUGGGCGGAGCCGCAUCAAGGGCUGGAGCUUCAAAGCGAGGGGGGAGAGGCAGACGAACAAGGAGUGGCAGCUGGGCGUCUUCUGCAUUUGCCCGCCCGGGCACUCCCAGUGGACCAGCCGCCCCUUCAAGGUGGGUCAUGUGUACCUGGUGGGUCAUGUGUACCUGGUGGGUCAUGUGUACCUGGUGGGUCAUGUGUACCUGGUGGGUCAUGUGUACCUGGUGGGUCAUGUGUACCUGGUGGGUCAUGUGUACCUGGUGGGUCAUGUGUACCUGGUGGGUCAUGUGUACCUGGUGGGUCAUGUGUACCUGGUGGGUCAUGUGUACCUGGUGGGUCAUGUGUACCUGGUGGGUCAUGUGUACCUGGUGGGUCAUGUGUACCUGGUGGGUCAUGUGUACCUGGUGGGUCAUGUGUACCUGGUGGGUCAUGUGUACCUGGUGGGUCAUGUGUACCUGGUGGGUCAUGUGUACCUGGUGGGUCAUGUGUACCUGGUGGGUCAUGUGUACCUGGUGGGUCAUGUGUACCUGGUGGGUCAUGUGUACCUGGUGGGUCAUGUGUACCUGGUGGGUCAUGUGUACCUGGUGGGUCAUGUGUACCUGGUGGGUCAUGUGUACCUGGUGGGUCAUGUGUACCUGGUGGGUCAUGUGUACCUGGUGGGUCAUGUGUACCUGGUGGGUCAUGUGUACCUGGUGGGUCAUGUGUACCUGGUGGUUCAUGUGUACCUGGUGGGUCAUGUGUACCUGGUGGGUCAUGUGUACCUGGUGGGUCAUGUGUACCUGGUGGGUCAUGUGUACCUGGUGGGUCAUGUGUACCUGGUGGGUCAUGUGUACCUGGUGGGUCAUGUGUACCUGGUGGGUCAUGUGUACCUGGUGGGUCAUGUGUACCUGGUGGGUCAUGUGUACCUGGUGGGUCAUGUGUACCUGGUGGGUCAUGUGUACCUGGUGGGUCAUGUGUACCUGGUGGGUCAUGUGUACCUGGUGGGUCAUGUGUACCUGGUGGGUCAUGUGUACCUGGUGGGUCAUGUGUACCUGGUGGGUCAUGUGUACCUGGUGGGUCAUGUGUACCUGGUGGGUCAUGUGUACCUGGUGGGUCAUGUGUACCUGGUGGGUCAUGUGUACCUGGUGGGUCAUGUGUACCUGGUGGGUCAUGUGUACCUGGUGGGUCAUGUGUACCUGGUGGGUCAUGUGUACCUGGUGGGUCAUGUGUACCUGGUGGGUCAUGUGUACCUGGUGGGUCAUGUGUACCUGGUGGGUCAUGUGUACCUGGUGGGUCAUGUGUACCUGGUGGGUCAUGUGUACCUGGUGGGUCAUGUGUACCUGGUGGGUCAUGUGUACCUGGUGGGUCAUGUGUACCUGGUGGGUCAUGUGUACCUGGUGGGUCAUGUGUACCUGGUGGGUCAUGUGUACCUGGUGGGUCAUGUGUACCUGGUGGGUCAUGUGUACCUGGUGGGUCAUGUGUACCUGGUGGGUCAUGUGUACCUGGUGGGUCAUGUGUACCUGGUGGGUCAUGUGUACCUGGUGGGUCAUGUGUACCUGGUGGGUCAUGUGUACCUGGUGGGUCAUGUGUACCUGGUGGGUCAUGUGUGCCUGGUGGGUCAUGUGUACCUGGUGGGUCAUGUGUGCCUGGUGGGUCAUGUGUGUGCCUGGUGGGUCAUGUGUGUGCCUGGUGGGUCAUGUGUACCUGGUGGGUCAUGUGUGCCUGGUGGGUCAUGUGUGUGCCUGGUGGGUCAUGCAUUAAUAUCCGGGUGCAUCCCAGUGACGUUUUUCCGAGACCAUGACAAUCCCUGGGACGAUGAGCUGGACUACUCCUCCUUCUCCAUCAACAUCGAUCCGGACGACAUUGCUUCGCUGCACUCCCGUCUAGAAAACGCUCCUGUGGAGCAGCUGCAACGCGGCGUGGAGAGAGUGCAGCGGAUGUUCAAGUGGUCGGGGAAUCACACAGAAGGAGCAAAGUAUGAGCUUAUAAAGAGGCUACGGCAGCGAGGCAAGCAAAUCUCCUCAACCUCCCUCUACCUAUAG